AUGUCCGCCGCCGUGGACGCCGUCGCCGCCGGCGUCGCCGCCGUGGACGUCGCCUCGGGCGACGACGCGCACGCCCCCCCGCCCGCCGCCGCGGAAGACGGUGGCGAGCAGGUCGUCACCCCGUGGGACGUCGCCGGCGGCGCGGACGGGAAGAUCGAUUACGCCAAGCUCGUCGAUCAGUUCGGCUGCCAGACCAUCGACGCCGCGCUCGUGGAGCGCAUCGAGCGCGUCACGAACACGCGCGCGCACCCGUUCCUGCGCCGCGGGAUGUUCUUCGCGCACCGCGAGCUCGAUCAGAUCGUCUCCGCGUACGAGCGCGGCGAGAAGUUCUACCUGUACACGGGGAGAGGGCCGUCGUCCGAGGCGCUGCAUCUCGGGCACCUGAUCCCGUUCCACUUCACCAAGUGGCUGCAGGACGCGUUCAAGGUGCCGCUCGUCAUUCAGCUCACGGACGACGAGAAGUUCCUGUGGAAGUCACUGGAGCUGAGCGAGGCGAGGCGCCUCGCGCGCGAGAACGCGAAGGACAUCAUCGCGUGCGGGUUCGACCCGCGACGCACGUUCAUCUUCUCAGACGUCGACUACAUGUGCGCGCCAUUCUACGUCAACACGCUGAAGAUCGCCAAGUGCGUCACGUUCAACCAAGCCCGCGGGAUCUUCGGGUUCAGCGGCGAGAGCAACAUCGGACAGAUCGGGUUCCCGCCGACGCAGGCCGCGCCCGCGUUCCCGGACUGCUUCCCGCACCUCUUCGGCAAAUGCAAGAAGAGCCUGCGGUGUCUCAUCCCGUGCGCCAUAGACCAAGACCCGUACUUCCGCAUGACGCGAGACGCCGCGCCGAGGAUCGGCGGGCACAAGCCCGCGCUCGUGGAGUCGCGGUUCUUCCCCGCGCUCAAGGGCGAGAGCGGGAAGAUGAGCGCGUCGGACCCGACGAGCGCGAUCUACGUCACGGACUCCCCCAAGCAGAUCAAGGAGAAGAUCAACAAGUACGCGUUCAGCGGCGGGCGACUCACCGUGGAGGAGGUGCGUUCUAUACACUGGUCCCCAUACGACCGCGUCGGCGUGCACCGCGCGCUCGGCGGGGACCUGGACGUGGACAUCUCGUGGAAGUGGCUCAACUUUUUCAUGGACGACGACGCGGAGCUGAAGCGCAUCGGCGACGCGUACGGCGCCGGGGAGAUGCUCAGCGGGGAGAUCAAGUGCGAGCUGAUCGCGUGCCUGACGCCGAUCAUCGCCGCGCACCAGGCGGCGAGGAGCGCGGUGACGGACGCGCGCGUGGACCAGUUCUUCAGCACCGCGCCGAGGGAUUUCCACGCGAUGUUCGGUGACAUGGAGGGCCCGCCGCCGAAUCCGCCGGGCGCGGGGGAGAAGGUGUCGUUUCAAGGGUCGGAGGAUCUCGUCGCGAUCGGCGCGCCGGGGGUCGGGGAGGGACCGGGGGGGAAGGGGAAGGGCGAAGGCGAAGGCGAGGGCGGGGGCGAAGGCGGGGGCGGGGGCGACGGCGAGGGCGGGAUGUCGAAGAACCAGCUGAAGAAGAUUCAGAAGGAGAAGGAGAUCGCGGAGAAGAAGGCGAAGAAGGCGGCGGAGAAGGCUGCCGCGAAAGCCGCCGCCGCCGCCGCGCCGUGA
This is a messenger RNA of Micromonas pusilla CCMP1545, 1617 nucleotides long. RefSeq names its product tRNA synthetase. Lineage: Eukaryota; Viridiplantae; Chlorophyta; Mamiellophyceae; Mamiellales; Mamiellaceae. The coding region runs from base 1 to 1617 and encodes 538 amino acids. Gene Ontology annotation, cellular component: cytoplasm. The transcript is spliced from 2 exons. The record is from RefSeq and is a predicted model, not a curated record. Gene Ontology annotation, biological process: tryptophanyl-tRNA aminoacylation. Gene Ontology annotation, molecular function: ATP binding; tryptophan-tRNA ligase activity.